Molecule: messenger RNA, 375 nt
Organism: Benincasa hispida (wax gourd)
Lineage: Eukaryota; Viridiplantae; Streptophyta; Magnoliopsida; Cucurbitales; Cucurbitaceae
Source: RefSeq, a predicted model, not a curated record
AUGUAUGUCUACAAGGGUUCUGAGGUAGUUCUGAGAGAUAUAAAAUGUGGAACAUUAUAUUUUCUAUUAGGUUCCACAAUUAUAGGUUAUGUUGCUGUUAAAUCGUUUAUCCUCCACAAGGAUGACAUGACUAAGUUGUGGCAUAUGAGACUUGGUCACAUGAGUGAAAAGUGGAUGCAAAUUCUGUUAAAGAGGGAUCUUCUAUGUGGGCACAAGGUGCAAGAUGUUGAAUUUUGUGAACAUUAUGUAUUUGGUAAGCUUCAUCGCAACAAGUUUCCAAGAGGUGUUCAUCGUACAAAAGGAACACUUGAUUAUAUCCAUUCAAAUUGUUGGGGACCUUCUAGAAUUGAAUCUAUAAGUACUUUAUGUAUAUGA